This is a messenger RNA of Aegilops tauschii subsp. strangulata, 1190 nucleotides long. Its product is annotated as heme oxygenase 1, chloroplastic. Gene Ontology annotation, molecular function: heme oxygenase (decyclizing) activity. NCBI's taxonomy places the organism in Eukaryota, Viridiplantae, Streptophyta, Magnoliopsida, Poales, Poaceae. The record is from RefSeq and is a predicted model, not a curated record. Gene Ontology annotation, biological process: heme oxidation; phytochromobilin biosynthetic process.
AGUGAAGCCGUUCCCAUGGCACCCGCGGCAGUAUCUCGCCACCAACCCCCGCACUUCCCUUUCGCCAUCGUCGACUCCAUGGCGCUCGCAGCAGCAACCCUUGCCUCCUCUCCGCGCGUAUCUAUCUCCGUUUCGGCCGCUGGGAUGAACAGCAGCGGCCGGUCCGUGUCGUUGGGGGCGCGCCGUGUGCCCGGGAUUUCUGUGCAAAUUCAUUCCCAGCGGAGGAGGAUGGUCGCAUCAGCGGCAGCGGCAAGAGGGGACGAAGGGGCCGGUAAGACCUUCGUAGAGGAGAUGAGGGCUGCGGCGAUGCGGAUGCACACCAAGGACCAGGCCAGCGAAGGGGAGAAGGAGCUUGAGGGACCGUCACUCAACGAGCUGGAGCCUAACCUUGAGGCCUACCUGCGCUUCCUCGUCGACAGCAAGCUCAUCUUCCAGACGCUCGAGAACAUCGUCGACCGCGCUGCCGUCCCAUGGUAUGCGGAGUUUCAGAAUACUGGGUUAGAGAGAUCAGAGGCACUGAAGAAAGAUCUGAAAUGGUUCAGCGAACAGGGUCACACAAUUCCAGAACCAUCUGCUUCAGACACUAAAUAUGCUUCUUAUCUGGAAGAGUUGUCUGAGAAGGACCAGCAAGCAUUUUUCUGUCACUUCUAUAAUAUGUACUUUGGUCAAUCUGCUGGAGGUCGACUGACCGGCAAAAAGAUUGCUGACAAGAUUCUGAACAAGAAAGAGCUGGAAUUCUACAAGUGGGAAGGUACCCUGUCCGAGCUGCUGCAGAAUGUCCGCACAAAACUUAACCAAGUUGCUUCUAGCUGGACCCGGGAACAGAAGAACCGCUGCCUUGAGGAGACUGUGACGUCGUUCGCCUAUUCAGUAGAUCGUCUGCGCAAGAUAUUCACCUGAGCAGAAGAUAUUCACCUGCCCGUGUGUCUCUCAGUCUCUUGUAUCGUUUUCUUGUCAGCUGUAUCAGAUCAUCGGAUCGGAUCGUAGUACCACGAUACUAUGUCAUUUUCACUUUUAGUAUUGUCAAUCUGACAAUCUAUAUAUUGAAAAAUACAAGAAAGACUUGGGGGCUUACGUACUGUCAAGCACAUGAGCUGGUGUGCUAGGCCUCCCAAGUUCAAGCCUCACCACUCUCUUAAUAAAAUACCAGUGUGGUUCCUCCACCGUUAGUCUAGUUUUAUAUAUUGAAA